Molecule: messenger RNA, 1194 nt
Organism: Acanthamoeba castellanii str. Neff
Lineage: Eukaryota; Discosea; Longamoebia; Acanthamoebidae
Product: MYND finger domain containing protein
Exons: 11
Coding region: 1-1194 (397 amino acids)
Molecular function (GO): protein binding
Source: RefSeq, a predicted model, not a curated record
AUGGAAGGAGAAGGGGAUUCGGAGGGUUAUGUGGAGCAGUUGCACCGUGAGAUGGCGUACCUGAGGGAGCGCAACGAAGACGGAAUGCUACGCGAAGCCGGCAUCGGCAUCAAGAGCGUUGUCAUCACGAGCGGCGGAACCGCCGCCGGCGCACAGGAGGUCGGUGCUGCCAGCGACGCAAGCGGCGCCGACGUCGACGCUGGCGCAGAGCAGGCCGAAACGAUGGGUCGAGGCAUGUUCGCGCUGCGCGACUUCAAGGCCGGCGACGUCAUCCUGGAGGAGAGCCCACUGGCCAUUGCCCCACGCGACUGCGUGGUGGCCCAGAUGCUGCACUGCUCCCAAUGCCUACGGAAGCUCGCGGCCUCUACGGCCGCCGUCGCGUGCCCACACUGCCGGCUGGACCCUUAUUGCAGCGACAGGUGCGCAGCGGAGGCCUGGGAGAGUCAUCAUCGAUUGCUCUGCGAGGCGGCCCAAGCGGACCCCGAAACCACGGGGCAGGCCCUUCGGGACUUCAACGCCCUAUGCCGCGAACAGGCCCGUGCCUACCCGCUCCUGAUCGCACGACUGAUCGCACAGCUCUCGACGGACGUAGCCAAGCUGGGUGCCGACGUGUCUCUGGAGGAGGCCCUGGAUCGACCCAAUGGCCUCUUCUCCCACCUCAGACACUUCUGUUCAGCUGACAUCGAGCCCCAGGGCUUCCCACCCGAGUUUUCGAUGCUGGACUACAUCUUCGGCCAAACCAACCUAGCCUCUCAUAUCCUUUCCACUUGUGCCGCUACCAUAUGCUUCCUUGACCCACGAUGCGUACUGGUGGACGAACACUUUUGCUUCUGGCUGUUCACCAUCCUCAUGCGGAACACGUUUGGGCUGUGGAUCGUGGAGGAGGGCGAGGCCGAGGGGGUGUACACGGAUCGGCGCGAGGACGGCGUUGCGCUCUUCCUCCACGCCAGCUACUUCAACCACUCCUGCACACCGAAUGUGGACCGAUGCAACAGGCAUGGAGACAAGCGCGUGGCCUUCAUCGCGUGCGCCGACAUCAAGAAAGGAGAGCAAUUGUUCAUCGAGUACGUGGACACGCGAGCGAUGGUGGACGAACGACGACAGGAGCUGGCGCAGCGGUACGGCUUCCUCUGUUCCUGCCCCAAAUGUUCAGUCGAAGCCACAGCAGAAGGCACCACCACCACCACACAAUGA